UAUCAUGGCGACAAGGACACAGUAUGGUGUGAUUAUGGUCUGUGGGCAUAUGAAUUCACACAACAGCUGAAACAGGUCACUGAAAUAUUCUUUAGAGCCCUGAAACGUCAUCCCUCUUCCGAAGUUAUCAAUUUGGCAUUUUUCGAUAUAUUGAUAAAAGAAACGGCCCGCAUCACAGAUGUUAGUAAUGCUAUAGAUCUAAUGGAGAGACAAUUGGGUUUGGAAAGAGCUGUUCUGCUAUAUCGUAAUACAAAAACGAAAAUAAAAAAUGUCAGUUAUUAUCUCAAACUGUUGGAAAGAUGUGAAGAACCCACCUACAUCAAUUGUACUGUCCUGUUGCAAAAGGAGAUCAUUGAAGAUAUUAUGAAGAACUUUUUCGCCGAACCAAUGGUUUGGGAUUUUUUGGCACAGCGCGAAUUGCGUGGUUAUAAUAUGAUUGAUUUACAAGAAGUAACCUCAAAACAAGUUGCCGAACUGCAGGAACAACAAAUGCAAACAGAUGGUAAUAUGCCACAGGAGACUAUUUGGAAACCGCAUAGCCUUAAGUUACGUAUUGAGUUGUGUUUUAAGGUCUAUGAAAAAGCCGUGGCCGCUCUGCCCACCGAAGAGAUGUGGUCAUAUUUUAUUAAUGCCAUGCUCGAUUUAAAUCAAGAUGUUAAGUCCGAGGGUGAUGUUAAACGCUAUUGUUUGGCCAAGGCCUUCAAUAUGGGUCACAAGUCACAGCUCAUGAGUGUGGUCCAUUAUCAGGCUUUGGUGGAAAUGUUACUAAAAUCUCCAAAUGGCCAGACGCAAAUUGAAACGAUACUACAAGAAGCUUUGGAAUAUAAAAAGGCAGAAGCCCAUAAAAUCUAUGAGUUGUGGAUGCAGGUUUAUAGUAAAACUUCCAAUGAAUCGAAAUUCUAUGAAAUCUUUUGUCGAGCCAACAAAGAAUUGGGUGUAACACGCUGCAUACAGCUAUGGCAUUUGGCCAUUAAAUUUUACGAGGCCUACAGCGAAGAACAUGGCAAAAAGUUGUUGGUCAUACUGCAGGAGGCUGCCAAACAAAUUCAUCCCGAAUUUGCAACAUUCCGUUCAUAUUAUUUGGAAUACACCAUGCGUAAUGAAACGUUGAAGAGGACGCGGGAGCUAUACGAUGAAAUGUGUCAAAUGCCACCGCCAUGUUUGGAGCUGCAUAAGAAAAUGGCUGAAAUUGAAAUGCAGGCUAAGACGAAGAACUCUAACAUUUCCCGCCUACGUUUGUGCUAUGAAAACGCCGUACACUAUUUUGGCAAAACCAACACUGAUGUUUGGUUAGAUUUGCUGAAAUUUGAACGUGACAUGGGCGAUUUUAAACUAAUGUCAGUUAUCUAUGAUAGAGCAAAGUCUACAUUGGACCCGGAAUUGGUUGAUUCAUUUAUUGCCGAAUAUUCAUUGUUGAAAGUUUUAAAAUGAC
Molecule: messenger RNA, 1432 nt
Organism: Musca vetustissima
Lineage: Eukaryota; Metazoa; Arthropoda; Insecta; Diptera; Muscidae
Product: U3 small nucleolar RNA-associated protein 6 homolog
Exons: 2
Biological process (GO): maturation of SSU-rRNA from tricistronic rRNA transcript (SSU-rRNA, 5.8S rRNA, LSU-rRNA)
Cellular component (GO): small-subunit processome; Pwp2p-containing subcomplex of 90S preribosome
Molecular function (GO): protein binding; snoRNA binding
Source: RefSeq, a predicted model, not a curated record